Paracoccidioides brasiliensis Pb18 is the source of this 345-nucleotide messenger RNA. Its product is annotated as small nuclear ribonucleoprotein Sm D2. Gene Ontology annotation, molecular function: RNA binding. The coding region runs from base 1 to 345 and encodes 114 amino acids. Gene Ontology annotation, cellular component: U1 snRNP; U5 snRNP; precatalytic spliceosome. The transcript is spliced from 4 exons. The record is from RefSeq and is a predicted model, not a curated record. Gene Ontology annotation, biological process: RNA splicing; spliceosomal snRNP assembly.
AUGUCAGACACAAAGAUCCAAGAUCUGCUCAACAAGCCUCGUAGUGAGCUCACGGAAUACGAAGUCGCGGUAUUGGAAGAACAUGAGCUUACAUCCGGUCCCCUCUCCAUCCUUCAAACCGCAACUCGUUCUCAUUCACAAGUCUUGAUAUCAUGUCGCAAUAACCGCAAACUAUUAGCCAGAGUAAAGGCAUUCGACAGACAUUGCAACAUGGUACUAGAGAAUGUGAAGGAGAUGUGGACGGAGAAACCAAAAGGUGGAAAGGGCAAAGGCGUCAACAAGGAUCGCUUUGUUAGCAAGAUGUUUCUGAGAGGCGACUCCGUCAUUCUAGUUCUGUUAAGUUGA